UCCUCCUCCUCCUCCAGCCCUUGUGUGGGACUCCAUUUUCCCAGCCCCAAAGUCUCCAAGGGAAGGGUGCCGUGGGAGCGCGCAGCCAAGAUGGAAUAAUAGAGAUCUCUAGAUCUGCAUAUAGCUAUCUAUAGAUCUAGAUAUCUAUACAAAACCCAGCCGUGCCUCCACGACGUCGCCCGGGCGCCUCCGGAUUUGGGCAGCGUUAGGAUCGGCGUCUUUGUGUGCGCGCUCGCUCGCGCUCGGCUGGACAGUUUUCGCCUUGGUGGCUUUUUGCGCCCCCGCGGAAUGGAUGACCAAGGGAGGCUGAUCCAAGCUCGGGGGCCCGUGGGGCUCCCGGGCCAUCCCGCUGUGCCGGGGGUCCCCAGCAUGACCCCCCACUCCCUCCACGAGCCCCCCUCGGAUAACGGCGAGCCGCGCAAGCAAGACAUCGGCGACAUCCUGCAACAGAUCAUGACCAUCACCGACCAAAGCUUGGACGAGGCGCAGGCAAAUUUAAACUGCAGGAAACAUGCCCUGAAUUGUCACCGCAUGAAGCCAGCUCUCUUCACCGUCCUCUGCGAAAUCAAAGAAAAGACAGGACUGAGCAUCCGAAGCUCCCAGGAGGAGGAGCCGGUGGACCCCCAGCUGAUGCGCUUGGACAAUAUGCUGCUGGCCGAGGGGGUGGCCGGCCCAGAGAAAGGGGGUGGGUCUGCGGCAGCAGCGGCCGCAGCCGCAGCAGCAGGGGGGGUGUCCCCAGAUAACUCCAUUGAGCACUCCGAUUACCGCAACAAGCUCUCCCAGAUCCGCCAGAUCUACCACUCGGAGCUGGAGAAAUACGAGCAGGCCUGCAACGAGUUUACGACCCACGUGAUGAACCUCCUUCGGGAGCAGAGCCGCACGCGCCCCGUGUCGCCCAAGGAGAUUGAGCGCAUGGUCAGCAUCAUCCACCGGAAGUUCAGCUCCAUCCAGAUGCAGCUGAAGCAGAGCACCUGCGAGGCUGUCAUGAUCCUGCGAUCCCGCUUCCUCGAUGCCAGGCGGAAGCGGCGCAAUUUCAGCAAGCAGGCUACGGAAGUGCUCAAUGAGUAUUUCUACUCACACCUGAGCAACCCUUACCCCAGCGAAGAGGCCAAAGAGGAGCUUGCCAAGAAGUGUGGAAUCACAGUCUCACAGGUCUCAAACUGGUUCGGGAACAAGCGCAUCCGCUAUAAGAAGAACAUCGGCAAGUUCCAAGAGGAAGCCAAUAUUUACGCCGUGAAAACGGCUGUCAGCGCCGCGCAGAGUGGGGGCGACUCCCCCAACACCCCCUCCUCCGCGGGCUCCGGCGGCUCCUUCAACCUCUCCAGUUCUGGGGAUAUGUUCAUGGGCCUUCAGGGUCUGAAUGGAGACUCGUAUCCCACAUCACAGGUGGAAUCGAUGCGUCACUCGAUGGGGCCAGGGGGCUACGGGGACAGCAUGGCUGCCAGCCAGAUGUACAGUCCACGAGAAAUGAGGGCCAAUGGUGGCUGGCAAGAAGCGGCCACCCCAUCCUCUGUGACCUCCCCAACAGAAGGUCCUGGUAGUGUCCACUCUGACACCUCCAACUGAUCCUGCUGGGCUGCGCUCCCUCCUCUGUCAUUUUCUUCCUGGCUCCAGUGGGGGGGGGGGAUUAACCCUAGUGCUGAACUAGGCUGGGCAGGGAAAGAACUCGUCUUUUCUCCCACCUGGCAGGAGAUCACUGCACCACCCGCAGUGCCGGGGCAGGGGAGGGAAGCAAGUACAGCAUCUCUUGGCAUUCAAGGUGGCAACACUCCGUGGGGACGAUGAAUUCAAGAUGGCACCUGUUGUGAUCCAAGAUCCUUCCAUGAUCCUGAACGGCACCUCUUCUUAAUAAGCAAGAUGCAACUCUAGAAGCGGUGAAGGGGACCCAAGACGGUGGGAGGCGGGGUGGGGAGUGGGUGGGAGGGGCUAUCUCAAGCGGUCCAUCUGCUUGGAUGGGCUAGGCAGAUGAGCUAAUGUACCUGCAAUGCGAUAUCAUAAUCUGCUGGCUCGGCCUUGUAGAUAAGCACACCUGCCCAAGGGGUGUCGAGAUGGCAUCUAAACUGCUUAUCGUGGGAUUGCAAUUCAAGAUGGCAGCACCGACGGGUUUCUUGGUAGUAGGAUGAGCAGAAACACUGGCCGAAGAGGGCUUAAGUUGGCAUCUCUCCAUGAUGGGAUGAUUCCAAGAUAGCAAACUGUGGUGUCUUCUUGUCGAGAUUUGAACAUGGCAUGUAUAUAUAAAAGAGAGAAAGAGAGAGGGGGAAAUCAGGCAUGGAUCCUGUCUGGACUCAAGGUGGGCAUCUCCUUUGCUGGUGCUGACCAGAGAUACCAACCAACAUCCUUAUGAAAUCUUUUGGCAGAAAGCGAACAUGGAAGGCGAUACAAGGGCCUCGCUGCAAGAUUGUGUGGAGCCAAGGCGAAACCCUCACCUAGGCUGAAGAAACCGUUAUACCUCUCAGUGAAUAGGUUCCCUGGGUAUGAAGAUCUAAGAUGGCUACCAUCUGAAUCAGAAAGGGGAUAUAGCCCUGAAGAGAAGUUAUGAGGGGCCCAAGAUGUUACAGAUUGGUGCCCUUCCAUUAGGCCAGAAGUGGGGAACCUUUGGCCUUCCAAUGGUUGUUGGGCUGCAGCUGUUGGUCAUGUUGGCUGGGGUUGAUGGGAGAUGUCAUUCAUCAACAUCUGGAGAGCCAAAUGUUCCCUGCUAAAGAGACAGAACAUACCAUGGUACCUUUUAUCAGAAAGACAGUGGGGGCUUGCUUUCCAAAAUGGCGGUUCAAGGUAAUAGAGGAGGGGAAGUAGUAAUAAGCACAAACUUCUUAUCUCCUAGGCAGGAUUAGAAGCUCUGGAAUAAGUUGUGGGGGAAGCCAUAGGGCUAAGAGAGCCCAGCUCACCCCAAGUUACACAUGCUGUAUACUGUAGCUGCAUUAUGGGUUUUGGGGGGGUCUGCUUUUCUUUCUGUCAAAUCUCUUGUUUUCUGAGCUGGUUUGGGUUUUUUUUGGCCUCUUCUCUCUCUAUUUCAGUUUAUCCCAUUGUAACCAUUCUUAUUGUGUGUACAGUUUCUCUCUUGAGUUUUUUCUCUGCUGUCUCUUAUAUUCUUGAUAUUUCCCCCCUGUUGAGUUCUUUUCCCUUUCUCCACCCCAUCACCAUCUUAGGGCUUUUCUGCCUUGUCUGACCAAGCACAAUCAGAUAGGUUUCUGAAUGUCACAAUCCUCUGUGUGAUAUUUGUGCAGCCCUAAUCUCAUGCAA
Molecule: messenger RNA, 3240 nt
Organism: Lacerta agilis (Sand lizard)
Lineage: Eukaryota; Metazoa; Chordata; Lepidosauria; Squamata; Lacertidae
Product: pre-B-cell leukemia transcription factor 2
Exons: 9
Coding region: 289-1566 (425 amino acids)
Biological process (GO): animal organ morphogenesis; eye development; regulation of transcription by RNA polymerase II
Cellular component (GO): nucleus
Molecular function (GO): RNA polymerase II cis-regulatory region sequence-specific DNA binding; DNA-binding transcription factor activity, RNA polymerase II-specific
Source: RefSeq, a predicted model, not a curated record